Drosophila busckii is the source of this 562-nucleotide messenger RNA. RefSeq lists its product as uncharacterized. Gene Ontology annotation, cellular component: nucleolar ribonuclease P complex. Lineage: Eukaryota; Metazoa; Arthropoda; Insecta; Diptera; Drosophilidae. The record is from RefSeq and is a predicted model, not a curated record. Gene Ontology annotation, biological process: tRNA processing. The coding region runs from base 1 to 543 and encodes 180 amino acids. The transcript has 2 exons.
AUGGCUAAGAACAAAGGCAAACGUAAGGUGUUAACCCAGAAGCAUGUCUGCUCCCGCAUGAAUUUCCUUUACCAAGCGUCGCAGCUAAUGGCGCACAGCCAACAAAACACACUGGCCGCUUACUAUGGAAAGCUCUGCCGCAACGUGGGCACCAAGGCGCUAAUGCACAUCGCACCUGACUUAAAACGCACGCUAUGUAAGCGCUGCUCUCUGCCGCUUCUACCAGGCGUCAACACAACGCUACAACUGCAAACAGAGCCAAAGAAGCAGCCUGAAGAGCCGCCUACAACAACAGAUGCUAAGCCUAAACGUAAGCGUCGCUGUCGUCGGCUGCCUAAGCACAAGCAAAAUAAGUCCGGAAAGACUUCGCAGUCAGUGCAAGAUGAGCAUGCCAAGCUGCAGUUGGAGUGCUGCUUGUGUCAUGCACAACGUCACUUCCAAGUCAACACUGAGCGAGAAUGCUGGUCGGAGCGCGCAGAAGCCAUCGCUCAAGUAGUUUCGCUACAAGAGCAAGAUAAUGCAGACGAGCAAGAGCAAUUGUGAUAAGCGUUGGCGCUUAUCA